AUGGUCAAUCCAGAGCUGCGCCGGCAAGUCAUAAAUGUCUACAAGGGUAUGUCGGCACACUCAGGAGUGACGUUGAGUGUGUUGGAAUGGUCUCGUGAGCCUCGGGCUAACAACAGCAAAGAACUCUUAUUCCUAGGGCGUGAAUAUCCUCUAGGGUAUCAGUACUUCAGAGAUCGAUUGCACCGCGCAUUUACGAGCCAAGCUCAGAUUACGGACGAUGAGCAGAUCCGCAAGGGAAUCGCGAGAGCGGAGUUCGUGAAGAAAGAAGUUGAAGCACUGUAA
Molecule: messenger RNA, 282 nt
Organism: Penicillium nucicola
Lineage: Eukaryota; Fungi; Ascomycota; Eurotiomycetes; Eurotiales; Aspergillaceae
Product: electron transfer flavoprotein regulatory factor 1
Exons: 2
Coding region: 1-282 (93 amino acids)
Biological process (GO): respiratory electron transport chain
Cellular component (GO): mitochondrion
Source: RefSeq, a predicted model, not a curated record